Messenger RNA from Rhipicephalus sanguineus (brown dog tick), 4554 nucleotides. RefSeq names its product chaoptin. The transcript has 5 exons. Gene Ontology annotation, molecular function: protein binding. Bases 739 to 4548 code for a protein of 1269 amino acids. NCBI's taxonomy places the organism in Eukaryota, Metazoa, Arthropoda, Arachnida, Ixodida, Ixodidae. The record is from RefSeq and is a predicted model, not a curated record.
CAGCGAAGCACGUGGUCUCACCUCCCUCUCUCGCCUAUCCCCCUCCGCUUCUACCUUGGCGAACAUCAUCCUAGUUUACUUUCAAAGCAAAACAGGCAAGCUCUCCGACUGAGCUGGAUCCCGUGGCGUUACCCGAAAUAAAACGGCCCGUCUCCGCCUUCCUUUCUUCGUUACGUUUUCGUUGUUUUUUUUUUUUAACUUUUCAUCGUGCCGUUGCGACGACUCCUAACGCGUGGAUGACGAUACAGAUGACGACUCCAGGCAACAGCGUUUCAUUGUAACCAUGUUCGCGGAUUCGAGAUGCGACGUGUUCUACGGAGUCCACGGCAUCAGCCGGUCCCGCGGUGUACUAAGAACUGCGCAGAACACCACGUGAAGCAAAGAACAGUGGAGCAUCGCUGGAAAGCUCUAGAGUGCAAGACGACUUCAGGUUUUGAUUCGGGAGCUGCGCAGCUGGAGGUGAAGACUGUGGUUUAUUUGGCUGUCCUGCGCACCUCACGGCAGCCUUCGGCAGGAUGAAAGAGCAGAAUGCACCCACCUUGGUUAAGAAACGUGUUGCUGUCUUGUAUGUCUGCGAGAGGAAUGGAAGUGCACCGUGGUCGUCUGUGUGCGGUGUGUGUGUGCGAAGGAGGCCUCGGGUUCCCGAGAUGUGUGUGUUGGGCCGCUGCGCGUGAAGAUUGUGAGGAUUUCAUGUAGGAUUUCGCGUGUUCGUGGCUCCUUUGUUCAACCGCUGUGAGGAUGCACGGCCACGCGCUUUCCUGGCGAGGUCGUCUACUGCUCAGAGUUUUUCCGCUACUGGUAUACGUCCUCCCCGCGAAUGCCGCAGCUUGGCAGCAAGGUGACGCGUCUGCAGAUCUCGGAGGCAGCGCCGAACCGUGCGACUUCCAUGCCCUGUGUACCUGCGACCGCUCGAAAGCGUACUGCCGGGGAGUCCCCUUGACGGCGCUUCCGGAAACGAGGGGGUACUCUCACGUGGCCAUCCAGGGUUGCACGUCACUGAGUGUACUCAAGAACGCUUCCUCUCUGCGUCCCAGUGACGUCAUUUCACUCCAACUAAACGACAACCAGCUGAACCGAAUCGAACGCGGGGCAUUUGCAGGCGUGCCGAACUUGACGAACCUGGAUCUGAGCAGAAACCGAUUGACGCAAUUUCCGGCAGGGGCGCUGCUCACGCUGACUCGUCUCCAGCGACUGGACCUGAGGUUCAACAGCAUCGGCGAACUGGACGCGGCGGAACUGACGCAACUGGCACGCAACCUCGUCAGCCUGAGGAGCCUUCAUCUUUCCGGCAACGCCAUAACCUCAGUCCGUGACGUCACGUUCUUGGCUUUCGGCAACCUGACCAUACUAGACCUGGACAACAACGACAUCCUCAAGAUCGAGGGCAGCCCGUUCCCGCCGUCGUUAGUGAGGCUCAACCUGACAGGGAACCUCUUGGAACAGGUUCCGGGAGUUGCACUAGACCAACUCAGAAACCUUUCCUACUUGUUUCUGGAUGAUAACGCGAUUCAGCGCCUGGAUCCCAACUGGACCCUCCCAACGGAUCACCUGGACACGUUGAACCUCGCGCGAAACGUCGUCUCCCAGCUAUCCUCGAGAAUGUUCCAGAGCAAGAAGAGAGUCACGGUCCGCCAUUUUGUACUGGCCGACAACUACCUCCGCUAUCUACCGCCAAACCUGUUCAGGACGUUGGCGCCAAGGCAUGUUUCCUUCUCGGUAAACCAUCUCGAGUCCCUGCCCGAAGCACUGUUUCAGGGACUAGAUGACGUCGUUGUUCACUUGGACCUGGCGCACAACAAAGUCCGCAAAUUUCCCCGCGCUAUCGCGAAGCUCCGAAGGCUGCAGACGCUGAACCUGCGCGACAACCGGGUGUCAGAGUUGGGCGAGUACGAUCUCUUUACGUGCAGGGUCAGCUUACGCGUGCUGGACAUUUCGAGCAACGAUUUCGACGCGGUCCCUCACGUCGCGCUCAAAUUCCUGUCGCGGCUGAAGUCGUUGAACAUGGCUGACAACGUCUUAACGUCCGUGGAAACGCAAGACUUCAAGCACGGUCUAGACGGGCUUCUGUCGUUAGAUCUCAGCGGGAACAGGAUAUCGCACAUCGAGCAAAACGCCUUCGCCACGCUUUCGAAUUUGGCAAACCUGCGCCUCUUGUACAAUCCUAUAACAAAGAUAAACUCUAAUUGGUUCCCCAAGGGAUGCCUGAACCUAAAAGCCAUCGAUGUAUCCGGAACACGGCUUGAACCAGACACGGUAAACAGCUUCCUUCAAUCGUGCCAAAGAAUUAACAGCCUCGACGCAACUUACGCUGGGCUACCUAAUUUGGAACUGACAGCACUGAACCAAAUGAGUGAGCUUAUCGCGCUCAAUUUGAUGCACAAUGAUUGGCGUUAUAUUUCAAAGGAUUCCCUGAACGGCACCGUUCAACAAAAGUUGACUACAAUUAAGAUUAACCAAAACCGCAUCAAGGAGAUAGAGCCACGCACGUUCAGUGAUUUAACGCGCCUGCAAGCCAUCGACUUGUCCGCGAACGAAGUCGCUCGCCUGGAAACAAAGACGUUUAAUAACUUGCCUAACCUCACGAAGUUGCACUUGUGUCGCAACAAGAUUUCGGUGAUCGACUCGGGCGCGUUAACCGACCUCCCUCAACUCAGGGACAUCGACCUUAGUUUCAACAAGCUGUCCGAGUUUAACGUGCAGUUUAUCGUCAACCGUGAAACGCACAAUCCGCUCCGACUAAACCUUUCGCACAACCAAAUAAGCCACCUCAAGCUGCGCGACGGAGCUGCAGACGUCAUCCUCAACGUCACUUCCCUGGACCUCAGCCACAACAUCAUCGAGAGCGUAGCGCGCCACUUCUUCUGGACGACGCGACACAGCCUGACGUCUCUCAACCUGUCCCACAACUUCCUGUCAACCGUGUCGGUCGAAGUGGCGUCGGAGCUACCACGUGUCAGGGUUCUCGACCUGAGCCACAACCGCAUCGCUCAACUCUCGCCCAGGUCCUUUCAGGCGUCCUCCCAGAUCCACGUGCUACUGCUGAGUCACAACCGGCUAUCCUCUCUCCCCGAAGAGGCCUUCUCGAGGAUGGCUCGCCUUCAGGUCUUGGCCCUCGACGACAACCGCAUCGCGGCGCUCCCGGACGACGCCUUCGAAGAGACGCCCCUCAUCCAGGUCUCCCUGUCGCACAACUCGCUACCGAGGCCCUUCACCAAGGCGUCCGCGCCUGCUCGAGCCACCCUGACGCACUUGGACCUGUCGCACAACCGGAUUAAGCUGAUCGCAGCGACCGAGUUCGAUCACCUUUCGAACCUCGAGCACCUGAACCUUUCGUCCAACGAGAUACUGAUCCUACCGGGCCAGGUCUUCGCGAACCUCAGCCGCCUAGUGGUCUUGGACGUGUCUCGAAAUCCACUACUUCGUGUGGAACCCGGGUCUCUGGACCUGCCCGUAACAGCACUGGCCCUAGACGACUGCAACCUCACCUCCGUGCCGGACGUGAACGCGCCGAACAUCAUUGAACUGUCGCUCGGCUCAAACGCAAUCGUAAACGUAUCGGCGGCUGCGUUCGCUAAUCUGGGCAGGCUCAGGAAGCUCAAUCUGUCUUCGAACCGCGUGCGGUACAUAGACCCCGGGCUAUGGGUGCACGUGAGUGACUUGCGUAGGCUGGACGUUUCCAAAAAUCCCGUCAGAGAGCUCGGAAGUGGGAGCUUCAAGCUGCUCAGCGCUCUCCAUCACCUGGACAUCACGGACCUGAAGCUGGCCUUUCUGGAUGCUCGCACGCUGGAACCUCUCAGGUGCCUACGCAGUGUCAGGACAAACACGUACUCCAGCGCGAGGGCUUUUCGCCUCCAAGAGAUGCUGUUUCAGGCAAAGGCUCUACAAGUGCUCGCUGUGCACGUGGACGAGGCGACCCUCUCCUACCAAAUCCAGUGGGCCUUCAGCAAGAAGAUCAGAGAGCUGAGCGUGAGCGGGUCCGAGCUGCGCUCGGUGGCGGCCGACGCGUUCGAGGGUCUUCACCCGCACGGUCCCUUCACGCUCCGGGUGCGAGAGUGCCCUCUGCUGGAGACGCUGCCGGCCGCACUCCUGCAGAGGUGGGCCGAGUUGCCCCGGCUCAGCGUCGACCUGUCGGACAACGCCGCUCUCUCGUCGUUCGUGGCGGAAGACGAAGAAGAGGCGGCUCUCGAAGCGCGCGCCGAUGGCACCGCUCAGGAACAACGGCUCUCGCACUACGUCAGCAGCUCUUUCUCGCUACAAGGCACCCCAUGGUCUUGCGACUGCCGCCUGUUGUGGUUCCAGCGACGCCUGCUGAGACAGCGGCGACAACAGUCCAAAUCGCCGGAGGCAGGCUACAACGCCGAACCGCGAUGCACCGUUCCGGGAGCUAGCGACUGGACUGUGGUCAUCAGCGAGCUCCGGCCCGACACGCCUUACUGCGCAGGGGACGCGAGCAGUCGAGGAAACGUGGUGGCUACCGACGUUCCCGCUGUGUACUGCAUCAUCGUGGUUUUCGCGGCGCUGCAUUCGUUCUGUCUGAGCGUGUACUGAACGUGC